UGGUUUUCUGUAUUAUAUUAGAACGAAACUUGUCUUAAAUGAGUCAACUAUUGCAUAGAGUUGACUUUUCUCUAUGACGUUUAGAUCGAUCAAGAAACACAUAUCUUUAUCGGCUCUUUUGUGUUCAUUAAUCAUUAGUGAUGAGGGAACUAUGUAUCAUAUGUUACUGUUUUUCCUUGUUUCUCAUCUUAAAUUGCUACUCAACCACUGCCCAGCCGCCCUUCGAUUACCCUACUGCAAAUCUUUCCACCUCAUGGGCCAACACUGAAUCUUUACGCCAUUCUGUUAACUUCACAGAUGGCUCAAGGGUCCGAGCCAUCCUCCUUAGAGGAUCAUUCGGACCCAAAUUCGCCUGUGGUUUCUUCUGCAACGGAACCUGCACCUCUUACCUCUUUGCUGUCUUCAUCGUUCAAACCAACAGCGGAGGUGGUAUCGUUCAACCAGCAAGUGGCUUCCCUCAAGUGGUGUGGUCAGCAAACCGUGACCAUCCGGUUAGCUAUGGUGCAACACUGAACCUCACUGAAACCGGAGAAUUGGCACUGCAGGAUGUUGAUGGAAGCAUCGUUUGGACUACCAACACUGCACGCAAAUCUGUUGCUGGUUUGAACUUAACUGAUGAUGGAAACCUAGUGUUGUUUGAUGCCAAUAGCUCUGUGGUUUGGCAAUCUUUUGAUUACCCAACUGACUGUUUGGUUCAGGGGCAAAGACUUUAUCUAGAACAGUCGUUGAUACCUAGUGCUUCAUCUACCAAUUGGACGGCCCAAACAGGUUUGUUUUCUCUUCAAGUCACGGAUAAAGGUUUGUUUGCUUAUGUUGGAUCAAACCCUCCACAAGCCUAUUACAGUAGGCCGGUCUUUGGCAACGAUACAAAUACAGGAAGAAGAUAUGUUAGGUUCUUGAACGGUAGUUUAUCUUUGUUCAUUCUUUCGGUUGAGCCAAGCGAGCCUGAUGAUGUGAUUCCCAUACCUCGAGCAUCAUCGACCCAGUAUAUGAAACUAAUGCCGGACGGGCAUUUGAAAGUGUUUGAAUGGAAAGAAAGCUGGUUAGUGGUGGCUGAUCUAUUUAACAAUAGUCUUGGAGAGUGUAAUUAUCCUAUGGCUUGUGGGAGAAAUGGCAUUUGCUCGGGUAAUCAACAGUGUAGCUGUCCGAUAUCAAGCUCUCCCAGGAGAGACUAUUUCAGAGCAGUAAAUGAUCUCCAACCAGACAUGGGUUGCAAUGAAAUUACUCUACUCACAUGUAACACCCAAGACCAGACUUUUAUUGCACUUGAUAACAUUAUGUACUUCAACACUAUUACAGACACGGAGAGGGUGGACAUAGAGACUUGCAAAAAAGCAUGUGCCAACAACUGCUUAUGCAAAGCAGCUCUAUUUGAGUAUGGUUCAAACUCUUCAACUGGAGUUUGCUAUUUGCCUUCUGAACUCUUCACAAUGAUGAAUGUUGAUCCAAAUGUGGUGCAUCGUAAUUCUUCAGCUUUCAUAAAAGUGCAGAAUGUAAGGUCACCUCCAUUGGCUUCUAAGUCUCAAGCAAAUUUAGGAGUUAUAUUACCUUCCACUAUUGGAAGUGUUUUGUUUCUGCUUGGGGUUAUAGGUUUACUUACUUACAUAAUCCAUAAGCGAAGACGGCACGCUCAAAGUAAGGAAGAGUCUAUAGGCGAGGUACUAGGAAUGCCGAAUCGGUUUUCCUAUGACGAAUUGAAAACUGCCACAAAUAAUUUCUAUAAAAAGCUUGGUGAAGGAGGAUUCGGAGCAGUUUUCGAAGGGACUCUUGAAGACGGCUCGAAGAUUGCUGUAAAGUGUCUUGAGGGUCUGGGGCAGGUUAACAAAUCAUUCCUAGCCGAGGUUCAAUCCAUUGGUGGCAUUCACCAUGUGAAUCUGGUUAGACUCAGAGGUUAUUGUGCUUGGAAAUCACAACGUUUUCUCGUGUAUGAAUUCAUGAGUAACGGGUCAUUAGAUCGGUGGAUCUACCAUGGAGAUCGAGAGCAAGUACUGGAGUGGGAAUGCAGAAAGAAAAUCAUUCUUGAUGUAGCCAAGGGUCUAGCAUAUCUUCAUGAAGAUUGUAGGCAAAAAAUCAUCCACUUAGAUAUUAAACCUCAAAACAUAUUGCUGGACGGUGAUUUCAAUGCAAAAGUAUCAGAUUUCGGGUUGUCAAAGCUCAUAGACAGAAAUCAAUCCGAAGUGAUGACUACGAUGAGAGGAACCCCGGGAUAUCUGGCUCCAGAAUGGUUGAACUCAGUUAUUACUGAAAAAGUGGAUGUAUAUAGCUUCGGGAUCGUUCUCUUGGAGAUGUUGUGUGGAAGGAAGAAUUUUGACAAAUCUCAGCCUGAAGAAAGCUGGCACUUACUUGGUUUACUUCAAAAAUGUUGCGAACAAGAAAUGUUGUUAGAUAUGGUUGACAAGUACAGUGAAGACAUGCAGACACACAGUUCAGAAGUCGUGGAGAUGAUUAAAGUAGCUUCAUGGUGUUUACAAUAUGAUUAUACGAAAAGGCCUUCAAUGUCAACAGUCGUUAAGGUGUUAGAAGGCGUAAUGAAAGUCGAAUCAAGGUUGGAUUACAACUUCACAGAUCCUAGAAUGCAAAACACAGCAUUAGUUGAACACGAGAAAGAUAUGACACCAUUGAUGGCUUCUGUUCUGUCUGGUCCUAGGUGAGGGUAUCCUUGUCUUUUCAUCUUUUCAGGGGUUAUUGUGUAAAUAAGUUAUAUAGAAGGACUAUUUUGUAAAAUAAAAUGAUAUUUAAUUAAACAAAAAUCACACACCCUCUCUGUCUUCUCUUGCUUCUCUCUCUCUCUCUAAAAAAACCUCUGC
Messenger RNA from Helianthus annuus (common sunflower), 2807 nucleotides. Its product is annotated as G-type lectin S-receptor-like serine/threonine-protein kinase SD2-5. The transcript has a single exon. Gene Ontology annotation, molecular function: protein serine/threonine kinase activity; ATP binding. Gene Ontology annotation, biological process: protein phosphorylation. Bases 141 to 2651 code for a protein of 836 amino acids. Lineage: Eukaryota; Viridiplantae; Streptophyta; Magnoliopsida; Asterales; Asteraceae. The record is from RefSeq and is a predicted model, not a curated record.